AUGAUGGAUAACCCUGAAAUCAAAGCAUCGGCCAUUGAAUGGCUUCAGCGAUACCACGCAUCUGGUGAUGCUCUCAAUCCCGAUGUCUCCGUUCCCGAGUUCUAUACUCCAGACUGCGUGAUGGCAUUUCCAGGACAGCCUCAAUUGCAGGGCCAUGACGCCAUCAAGACUUUCUUUAAACAGCAAUUCUCCAUUAUUGAUCGCAUGACACAUACAAUUGGCCGCGUGGAUGUGGUGGCGGAUCGAAUUUACCAGGAGGCCAAGAUCGAAUAUGUACUCAAGGGGGAUCCGGAGCAGAAGGUGAUCAAGAUUGAUGGCCUGGCGAUUUUUGGUAAACGGGCGGAGGAAGACCAGAUGAGCUUUUUCACCGUCUACUUGGACCCACGCGAGUUGUUAGAGAGGAAGCAGAUUGUUGAUGCGAUGGGCAGUUGA
Molecule: messenger RNA, 432 nt
Organism: Penicillium coprophilum
Lineage: Eukaryota; Fungi; Ascomycota; Eurotiomycetes; Eurotiales; Aspergillaceae
Product: nuclear transport factor 2 family protein
Exons: 2
Coding region: 1-432 (143 amino acids)
Source: RefSeq, a predicted model, not a curated record